CCGGUUGCAGGCAGUAGAUAUUGGGAAGAUUGAGAAGUACGUGUGGUGCUCUGUUCAUGUUGAGAAAACAGCAUCUACGGAAGAAUGUCUCACGGCACGAAAACCAGCAAGCGAGCAAGGAACCAAGAAAAAGCACUUUUAUUGUCACCGCUGUCAGAACAUCAGAUCCAACAGCACCAUAAAAUAUUCGAUAUCGAAUAAAAUAAAAAUUUACUGUUGCCAUGCCAUGGAAACUACAAAGGACGUGGAAAAACGAUAAACUUACUUUAAGACUGGCGAUUUACCGCCAAUCAGCUAGUCUUAGCGACAAACACCUUGAGACACACGACCAAUGCUUUUUUUAACUGAACCCUUUGAGGGCAUGGCCCUUAUGUAACAUCCUUUAUGACGAGAAGAUACUGAUCACUGGACACUAGCUACACACACUCAGACCGUGAGGCCACUGCAUGACGUAAGGGAAAUGGACGCUGAAUACUGGAACACGGGAGCACAGAGCACUCUGCACCAGAAGCUGGCAAGACGCCUUCUGACAGGAAGGGCGAAAAACGUGAUCCUGUUCUUAGGAGAUGGGUUAUCUAUCCCAACCUUGGCUGCAUCAAGGGCUUACCUGGGCCAAUCACAAGGGCACACGGGAGAGGAAACAGUCCUUUCCUUCGAAGCAUUCCCUCACACAGGACUCUCAAAGACCUACUGUGUAGACAGCCAAGUUGCAGACUCUGCCUGCAGCGCUACAGCCUAUUUGGGUGGUGUCAAGGCCAACAUCGGCACCAUUGGGGUUAUGGCAAAGGUCAAAUUAAAUGACUGCAAAGGCAUGAGAAAUGCUUCGAAUCAGGUGACGUCCAUCCUGAAGUGGUCACAGGAUGCCGGCAAAUCUACAGGGGUUGUGACAACAACCCGCGUCACUCACGCGUCCCCAGCAGGUGCCUACUCCUACGUAGCCAACAGGAACUGGGAGACUGAUGCCGAGGUCAGAAACUCGAAGCAAGACCCGGAAGUAUGUGACGACAUCGCUGAGCAGCUCGUAAACAACUCCCCUGGCAAGAAUAUAAAGGUCAUCCUGGGAGGUGGCCGCAAACAAUUUCGCUCAAAAAAUGCCGUAGACGAAGAAGGUGGGCCAGGUAGGCGAACGGAUAAUGUCGAUUUGAUUGCUAGCUGGGAAACCGACAAGAAGAAACGUGGGGUUAGCUACAAAUACCUUUGGAAUAAAGGACAAUUAGCAAGAGUCGACAUGAACAAAACUGAAUUUAUACUCGGUUUGUUCAGUAGAGACCAUCUGCCUUAUAAGAUUCUGGACACAUCCGGAACUAUUCCAACACUCGAAGAAAUGACUAGGGUUGCCAUUCGAGUCAUGAACAAGAACCCAAAUGGUUACUUUCUCUUUGUGGAGGGCGGACGUAUUGACCACGCCCACCACGACACGAAAGCACACUUGGCUCUGGAUGAAACAGUGGAAUUUGCAAAGGCCGUACAGGCCGCCGCCGAUCUCACAGAUGAAGAGGACACCCUGAUCGUGGUCACGGCCGAUCACGCACACACCAUGAGCAUCAGCGGCUACCCCUCUCGCGGUAACGACAUCUUGCAUCUUGCUGGGACGUCUGGAGUUGACAGACUUCCAUAUGCGACUCUUUCUUACGCCAAUGGGAAGAGUUACAAACCAAGAUACGACCUUUCCAAAGAAAAUAUGAAUGACCCCAACUACCGUUACCCAGCAGCCGUCCCGCUGAGUAGCGAGACCCAUGGAGGAGAUGACGUCGCAGUGUUUGCCAGAGGGCCUUGGAGUCAUCUGUAUGCGGGCACAUUUGAGCAGAACUUCAUUCCCCACGUCAUGGCCUACGCCUCUUGUGUUGGCAAAGGGCGAACAGUAUGCGACAAGAAAUGAAUCCUGCUUACACGUUAAUUCCUUACACUCUCAUAUUAAUGACGCUCGAAACGUUGUGCUCUCUCAAUGAGCUGAAACCCACCUCCUGUCCAGAAGCUCUUUCCUUAGGAAGAAACUGACUGCUGAGUAACGGUGAUCAGUCACGUAUUAUAACUAAGGAAAAUUAGUGCGUGAUAUAAAAUGUAAGGCUUAUUAAGACCUGUAAUUUAUAUUUGAAAUAACUCUUCUUAAUAUAAUAAAAAUAUAGCUACAUAUAUGGAAACAGUAAUUUCUGGCUUGAUGCAGUUCUUAUGCAGAGCGUUCAUCUUCGCAACACCAAAUUCAUUUCUGCUCUGUUUAUCAUCGAAAAAAAAAUACCGAGAUUAUGAAAAUCCACCAUUAAAAAAUUAUUAAAUAUAUCGAUAUAAUUCAAGUUUACAAAUUCGGCGAAAGAACGUACGUUUUUUUUAAUAUGCUCAAUUAAUGAUGGGUAGUGAACGACGUUGCUUUGGAUUUGUCGGUUGUCCCAUAGAUAGAAAGGUCGUUAGAUUUACCCAGCACCCGUUAUAUGUACCUCCCAAUGCGAGUCAGUUUCAGGCGAGAUGUUGACCGUGCAACAGAAGGCUGAAUCUGGUACGCAGAAUAGAAAUGGUUUGUAACAGUACAACGUAAAUAGCGAAGAAUACAUCAAAAUAGAAAAGCACAAGAUGUUAAGGCUCUGAGAUUUUGGUUGAAACAUUUGAAAGAAAUAAAGUUGCGAGACAAAUAUCUUCAUGUAGACCAGGAAUAAAAACUUCAGACAUUUAUUAGCAAUUUAAUGCUUAAUCAUGCUGAUAUGUGUUUUCGAUUGAGAGUUUUUAUCAUACCGACAUUUUUUUUUCCAAUGACUCUCUUUAUGUAUAUUUUGACAAAUAUGAAACCAAACAAGGCCUGGUAAAGAGCCAAUAAAGCAUGUGGAAAGAAAGGUACUUUGUUAGAGUAGUCCCACAGUUUUUUGUUAAUUGAACACAGAGAGAUGACAAAUUAAUGCACCAGGCAGGAUUUCUGUAUGUUUAUGCUGUGUACAUAUGUGAGAAGCGUCCUACGCUAACAACCACAAUAAAAAAUUAAUAUUUUA
Cryptotermes secundus is the source of this 2975-nucleotide messenger RNA. RefSeq names its product membrane-bound alkaline phosphatase. Gene Ontology annotation, molecular function: alkaline phosphatase activity. The record is from RefSeq and is a predicted model, not a curated record. The coding region runs from base 461 to 1879 and encodes 472 amino acids. The transcript is spliced from 11 exons. NCBI's taxonomy places the organism in Eukaryota, Metazoa, Arthropoda, Insecta, Blattodea, Kalotermitidae. Gene Ontology annotation, biological process: dephosphorylation.